This is a messenger RNA of Paramecium sonneborni, 1288 nucleotides long. The record is from the annotation of a GenBank genome assembly. NCBI's taxonomy places the organism in Eukaryota, Ciliophora, Oligohymenophorea, Peniculida, Parameciidae.
AUGAAAUCUUUAAUUCCUUGUUAAAAACAUGAAGGUAGCUAUUUACACUUUAUUAUUUAUUCAAAAUAAAAAGCAGAGUAUCUAUGUGAACUAUGCUAAUUGGAACUAGAUAAUAGUGAAGUUAAAAAUGAUUCGUAGUUAAUCCAUAUUAGGAGUGUAUGAUUUCAUACUAUUUUAUUAAAGGCAUUUAAUUCAUCUGAAUAUUUAUUAUCAAAACUCAAUUUGGAUACUUAACUAAAUCAAUAUUUUACAGAAUUAGAUGAAAAAAAUGAGAAAAAAAUUAAUAAUAUAUUAUAAGACCUUAAAGUUUAAAUAAAAAAUCUUUAAAAUAAUCUAUAAGCAAUUGAAAAAGAAUUAGAUUAGCAUCAAAAAUGCUUUUUAGACAAAAAAAAGAAAAUUAAAAAUAGAUUAAAUCUUGUAAUUCGUUUACUUAAAAUUAUAGGCUAUUUAAUUCGAUUAAUUUAAGUAAUUCAUAUUGAACCUUUAGUAAUUAGGAGAUGCAAUUAAUCCUUAAGCUAUUGAAGAAAAUGAAAAAAAAUUGCAUCAAUAUUUUUAAGAUCUUAAAAAAAAUGAUUCUAAAGACUUGAAUUAAACUGUGGAAAAUAUUUUAAUUGAAAUACUAUAGCCAAAAGAUCAAAUGGAUGAAUAAUAUCCAUAAAUCAAAAAAUUAGAAGAAUAGUUGUAGUUGUUCAGAAAUAGUUAAAUUGAGUUUUAAAAAUAGAUAAGGAAAAUGAAUGACGGUACAAGAAUAAGAAGUAUUUUGUUGUUAAGAUCUUUUUCAAGAAAAGUUGAAAAUUAGAUUUCAUCAAAAUUGAAUAAGAUAAUAUUAAGCCUUUAACAAGUAUAUUUUAGUUCAAGUGAUGGAUUAAAUGGAUAAACUUUUUGGAAUAAAAUAAAUGGUAAAUCUAAUUUAUUAAUGAUAUUUAAAUCUAAAAGUGGAAAUAUUUUUGGUGGAUUUUCUCCAUGUUAAUGGUAGUUAAAUUUGAAUAAUUAUGUUUAAGAUAAUUCAUUGUCAUCAUUUUUAUUUUCAUAGACUCAUGAUUAAAUAUAUCCAUUAAAAGAAGCACAUAAGCAGUAUGCUAUUUAUUGUAAUUCAACACAUAUACCUUGUUUUGGUUAUAAUGGAGAUUUAUAUAUAUAUUAAGAUUUAAAUUAAGGUCAUUCUACAUUAGGUAUUUCUUAUCAAUGGGAUUAAUAUCAAAAUUUAAAUCCUAAAAGUAGCCAUUUAUAUGGUUAAAUAACUCCAAAUAUAUAAGAAUGUGAGAUUUAUUAAGUAAUAUUUAGUUGA